AGUGCUCUCCUAAAUCUAUCCCAUAUCAUGCCUCGUCGUCAACCCCUCCGAGUGAGCGAUGCAUUCGGUCUAUCGGACUCUGAAGACGAGGGUGUCAUUCCAAAAGACGCCAAGUUGUCCAACAAUCGAGGCUCCAGCACCGGUGUGACCAUGAACGUUAACGGUACUGUGCGGUCUAAGAAGUACGCCAACCACUCCUUAUUCCAGGGUCACACUAGCGUUUACGGUGGUUUUAUGCACCAUGAGAAGGUGCUUGAACAACAGCCCCAAGCCGAAUCGACUGAAGGUAUGAGCAGCAUUCUCGGUUCCCGAGAGUCAGAGGGAGAUUCCUCGAGUGAGAGAGGCGACCGACCGUCCACAACCAAGCGGAAAAAUGCAUCGCUUUCUAAUCAACGUGAUGACGAAGUCACUCCGAAUAAGAAGACGAUGAGAAGGAGAUCUUCAUCGCCAUCUAAGACCCAAGAAAACGGCCGUCCGACACAAGUGCAGCAGCCAACGCAGUUCAUCUGUCAUCUGUGUGCUCGCAAAUUCAAGUCGGCCGCUCAUUUGCUGAAACACGAGCAACUCUCUACUUUGCAUCGAAACAAUCUCCUGAAGAAAAAGGAGGAGGAAGCUGAGCUCACUGUUGCAUCGUCUUGAGGAGAAGGGCGUCAGUUCAUCCCUUGUACUAUCAUUU
Messenger RNA from Perkinsus marinus ATCC 50983, 676 nucleotides. RefSeq lists its product as hypothetical. The record is from RefSeq and is a predicted model, not a curated record. The coding region runs from base 28 to 639 and encodes 203 amino acids. NCBI's taxonomy places the organism in Eukaryota, Perkinsozoa, Perkinsida, Perkinsidae. The transcript has 5 exons.